Acanthosepion pharaonis is the source of this 630-nucleotide messenger RNA. Lineage: Eukaryota; Metazoa; Mollusca; Cephalopoda; Sepiida; Sepiidae. The record is from the annotation of a GenBank genome assembly.
AUGAAUUAUUCUCUCUCUCGUCGUCUCUCUCUCUCUCGUUCUCUCUCUCUCUCUCCCUCUCUCUCUCACUGUCUCUCUCUCUCGCUAUUUAUCCCUUUUUAUCACUCUUUUUCUCUUUUUUCUCUAUCUCUCCCUCUCUAUCUCUUUCUCUCUCUCUAUCACUUUCUCUUUCUCUCUAUCUUUUUAUCACUCUUUCUUUUUAUCUCUCUCUUUUUAUCACUCUCUUUUUAUCACUCUCUUGCUCUUUUUCUCUCUCCCUCUCUCUCUUUCUCUCUCUCUUUAUCUCUUUCUAUUUCUCUCUCUUUUUAUCACUCUCUUUCUUUUUAUCUCUCUCUUUUCAUCACUCUCUUUCUCUUUUUUCUCUAUCUCUUUCUCUCUCUCUUUCUCUCUCUCUUUAUCCCAUAUCUGCAAAACAAAGAAGGAAGAAAAAUGUUUACACGUUUAUCAAACUUGAAAGAUUACAAAAUGUGCCAUAGUAAAAAAAAUAUUAUUUCCAUGCAGGCUAUUGUCCUCAUCUUUUUGAUUUUUAUAUUCUUCAUAUCUAUCUAUCUAUCUAUCUAUCUAUCUAUCUAUCUAUCUCACUCUGCCCAUAUCUAUCUAUCUAUCUAUGUUCAUAUCUAUCAUUUUUAA